Molecule: messenger RNA, 615 nt
Organism: Notothenia coriiceps (black rockcod)
Lineage: Eukaryota; Metazoa; Chordata; Actinopteri; Perciformes; Nototheniidae
Product: SWI/SNF-related matrix-associated actin-dependent regulator of chromatin subfamily A containing DEAD/H box 1A-like
Exons: 6
Molecular function (GO): ATP binding
Source: RefSeq, a predicted model, not a curated record
AGUUACCAUUUAUCUUUCAGUAACCAGCUCAAACCCUAUCAGCUGAUUGGUCUAAAGUGGAUGCUGCUUAUGUAUGAGCACAAACUGAGUGGGAUCCUCGCUGAUGAAAUGGGUUUGGGGAAAACUAUCCAGGCUAUAGCAUUUCUGGCCGAGCUGUACCAGAUGGGAAUAGAGGGUCCUCACCUCAUCAUUGUGCCAGCCUCCACCCUGGAUAACUGGGUCAGAGAGAUGAAGCUGUGGUGUCCAAGCCUCAAAGUUGUAGUCUAUUGUGGAUCCUUAGAGGACCGCCGCUACCUCAGACACGAUCUCCUCGAUGACAAGACUGAAUACAACGUCAUUGUGACCACAUACAACAUGGCCAUAGGAAACGAUAACGACCGCGGUUUGUUCCGUAAACUGCGCCUGAAGUAUGCAUUGUUUGAUGAAGGUCACAUGCUGAAGAACAUGAACUCUCUUCGAUACCGCCAUCUUAUGUCUAUUAAUGCAGAACAUCGCCUGCUGCUGACUGGAACUCCUCUACAGAACAACCUCUUGGAGCUCAUGUCUCUUCUGAACUUCAUCAUGCCUUCUUUGUUCUCCAGCUCCACUCACCAGCUCUCCAAAAUGUUUUCAAUG